GGUAAGCGAUCUUGUUUUCAGGAGCUCAAUCAGAAGAGGGUUAUGAAACCAAAGCAAAGUGGCAGCGCGGUUUACCAAAAUUAUCAAAGGACAACUUGAAAGACGGUGAAUGGAUUUAGGCAGGUUUUGCAGUGUGGACGGUUCUGACCCGUUUUGGGACUGGAACCGGACGUGGCACUCUGAGAACCCGGACCUGACCCAGUGCUUCCAGAACACAGUGCUAGUAUGGCUCCCCUGUCUCUACCUCUGGCUGUGUGCCCCGAUCUACGUCCUGUACCUCAAAAGCCACAACCGGGGGUACAUUUGCAUGACUCACCUCAACAAGGCCAAAACCGCGGUGGGUUUUCUACUGUGGAUCGUCUGCUGGGCAGAUGUUUUUUACUCUUUCUGGGAAAAAAGCCAAGACGGCGGCGGCUGCAGCCCGUACACCCAGGCACCGGUGUUCCUGGUCAGCCCCACCAUGCUCGGCAUCACCAUGCUGCUAGCCACCCUGCUGACACAGUACGAGAGGUUGAAAGGGGUCCAGUCUUCAGGGGUGAUGCUGAACUUCUGGUUGGUGGCCAUCCUUUGUGCCACCGUCACCUUCAGGUCCAAGAUCAUACAGGCCAUCCGGGAGCCGUUGACGGUGUGCAUGUUUAGAUACACCACCUUCUACACCUACUACACCCUCCUGCUGGUGUCCCUGGUCCUGUCAGCCAUCCCUGACCAGCCGCCACUGUUCUCACAGGCCUCCCGAGAUGCCAAUCCCUGCCCUGAGAUUGGAGCUUCCUUCCUGUCUAGAAUCAGCUUCUGGUGGAUCACUGGCCUGAUGAUAACCGGUUACAAGCGCCCGCUGGAACAGAAGGAUCUGUGGUGUCUGAACUCAGAGGACCGCUCCCAGAGGGUUGUCCCUCAGCUCGUACGACGCUGGAACAAUGAGUGCCUGAAGGUCAAAAGACCUGAGGAGAAGAUGUUGUACUCCCCAAAGAAAGCCCCUCGGGGAGAGAGGAAGGAUGGGCAGCCCAUUGAGGAGUCGGAGAUCCUGAUUACCAAUAUCUCUCAAAAGAGUGCAGAGCCCUCUCUGUUCUGGGCCCUCUGCCUGACCUUCGGCCCUUACUUCCUCAUCUCAUCGCUCUACAAGAUCAUCCAGGACAUUCUGAUGUUUGUCGGACCCGAGAUCCUCCGGUUGCUAAUCCAGUUUGUGAAUGACUCCAACGCUCCCUCAUGGCAGGGCUACUUCUACACGGCCCUGCUGUUUGUCUGCACCUGUUUCCAGACGCUCAUCCUGCAGAAGUAUUUCCACGUGUGUUUCACCACGGGGAUGAGGCUUCGAACCGCUAUCGUCGGAGCCGUCUACAGGAAGGCGCUGGUGAUCAGUAAUGCUGCGAGACGCACGUCCACCGUGGGGGAGAUCGUCAAUCUGAUGUCGGUCGAUGCCCAGCGCUUCAUGGACCUCAUCACCUACAUCAACAUGAUAUGGUCUGCCCCUCUGCAGGUCGUUCUGGCCCUGUACUUCUUAUGGCAGAACCUGGGUCCAUCCGUGCUGGCAGGGGUGGCUGUGAUGGUCUUGAUGGUGCCCAUCAACGCUGUCAUCGCCAUGAAGACCAAAACAUACCAGGUGGCCCAGAUGAAGAGCAAAGACAAUCGCAUCAAGUUGAUGAACGAGCUUCUCAACGGGAUCAAGGUGCUGAAACUCUAUGCAUGGGAAGUGGCCUUUAAAGACAAGGUGUCCGCCAUCAGAGAAAGCGAGCUACAAGUCCUCAAGAAGGCUGCUUACCUGGGAGCGGUAUCCACCUUCACCUGGGUCUGUGCCCCCUUUCUGGUGGCGCUGUCUACAUUUGCAGUGUACGUGAUGAUAGACGAGCGGAAUGUCCUGGAUGCUCAGAAGGCGUUCGUGUCUCUGGCUCUAUUCAACAUCCUGCGUUUCCCUCUCAACAUGCUACCCAUGGUCAUCAGUAGCAUGGUUCAGGCCAGUGUAUCUAUGAAGCGUCUGCGUGUUUUUCUGUCCCAUGAAGAGUUGCAGGAGGACAGUGUGGAGCGCAAGGUUAUAGCAGGCUGCUCUGACAGUAUCUCCAUUGACGACGGGUCUUUCAGCUGGUCUAGAAACGACUCUCCGACUUUGAAGAGGCUGAGUGUGCGUAUUCCGGAUGGUUCUCUGGUUGCUGUUGUUGGACAUGUUGGCUCAGGGAAAUCCUCUCUGCUGUCUGCUCUACUGGGGGAGAUGGAGAAACUAGAGGGAUCUGUGUCUGUCAGGGGCUCGGUGGCCUACGUACCUCAGCAGGCUUGGAUCCAGAAUGCCACCCUGAAAGACAACAUCAUGUUUGGUCAGGAGAGGAAGGAGAGCUGGUACCACAGAGUGGUGGAGGCCUGCGCCCUGCUGCCAGACCUGGAGAUCCUGCCUGCUGGAGACGGCACCGAGAUCGGGGAGAAGGGAGUGAACCUGUCUGGAGGUCAGAAACAGAGAGUCAGUCUGGCCCGGGCGGUCUACUGCGACUGUGCCGUCUAUCUAUUGGACGACCCUCUGUCAGCAGUCGACGCCCACGUGGGCAAACACAUCUUUGAGAAUGUCAUCGGUCCCCAGGGUGUCCUCAAGGACAGGACUCGUGUUCUGGUGACCCACGGUCUGAGCUACCUACCCCAGGCUGACCUGAUCCUGGUGAUGGUGGAGGGAGAAAUCACUGAGAUGGGGUCCUACCUGGAGCUGAUGGGGCGGGACGGGGCCUUCGCCGAGUUCCUCCGGACGUAUGCCAACAAGGAACAGGAAGACGAUGAUUCGGACUCUGCACCGAAGAAGCUACUGGAGAACGGUGGUCCCAUCCCAGUCAUUGGUAACAGUACGUUGGCGGCUGCCGUGAGAGUGGAUGGAGAUGUAAUUGGGAAGAAAGCUAAGAACGCUGAAGUGGGCAAGCUGACGGAGGCGGACAAAGCCAACACCGGCCGGGUGAAGUUGUCUGUCUUCUGGGAGUACAUGAAGGCCAUAGGGGUGGCGUUGUCCGUCAUCAGCCUGAUCCUGUUCUUCAGCCACCACUUUGCCUCCCUGUUCUCUAACUACUGGCUCAGCCUGUGGACCGACGACCCAGUGGUCAAUGGGACGCAGCCCAGUCGGGAGAUGCGGCUGGGGGUUUAUGGAGCUCUGGGGCUCUCACAGGGUAUUGCGGUGUUCUGCUACUCCAUCGCGGUCUCCAUCGGUGGUAUCCUGGCAUCGCGCUACCUGCACCAGUCCAUGCUGCACAACGUCCUCCGUGCCCCCAUGUCCUUUUUUGAGCGCACUCCUAGUGGUAACCUGGUCAACCGCUUCGCUAAGGAGACGGACACAAUCGAUUCUGUCAUCCCGAGUAUCAUUAAGAUGUUCAUGGGCUCCAUGUUCAACGUGGUGGGGUCCUGUGUCGUCAUACUGAUCGCUACUCCACUGGUGGCCAUCAUAAUACCUCCUCUGGGACUGCUCUACUUCUUUGUCCAGCGUUUCUAUGUGUCGUCGUCUCGUCAGUUGAAGCGCCUUGAGUCCGUCAGUCGUUCUCCUGUCUACACGCACUUCAACGAGACGUUGCUUGGCACCAGUGUUAUCAGGGCCUUUGGAGAGCAGGAGCGCUUCAUCCGGGAGAGUGACGGUCGAGUCGACCACAACCAGAAAGCAUACUACCCCAGCAUUGUAGCCAACAGGUGGCUGGCCGUGCGUCUGGAGUUUGUCGGGAAUUGUAUCGUGAUGUUCGCCGCUCUGUUUGCUGUGAUGGCCAGAGAGAGUCUCAGUCCUGGUAUCAUGGGCCUGUCAAUAUCAUACGCACUGCAGCUGACAGCCUCUCUGACGUGGCUGGUGAGGAUGUCUUCAGAUCUUGAGACCAACAUUGUGGCCGUGGAGAGAGUCAAGGAGUACGAUGACACGGAGAAGGAGGCGGAGUGGAGACAUGACCCGUCAUCUCUUCCUCAUGGCUGGCCCACAGCAGGAAACAUCGACAUCAGAGGGUUUGGGCUGAGGUACCGAGAAGAUCAGGAACUGGCUAUACGUGACAUCACCGUAGCCAUCCAAGGAGGAGAGAAGGUGGGUAUAGUGGGUCGUACCGGAGCAGGCAAGUCUUCUCUGACUCUGGGACUUUUCAGAAUCAUUGAGGCAUGCGAGGGAGAGAUUCAGAUAGACGGUGUUAACAUCGCUACCCUGGGCCUUCACGAGCUGCGCUCCAGGAUCACCAUUAUACCCCAGGACCCAGUGUUGUUCUCUGGCUCUCUGAGGAUGAAUCUGGACCCCUUUGACGGCUAUUCUGAUGAGGAGGUUUGGAGAGCGCUGGAGCUCGCCCAUCUCAAGAGCUUUGUUUCAGGCCUGCCAGACAAACUCAAGCAUGAGUGUUCAGAGGGAGGAGAGAACCUCAGUUUGGGUCAGCGCCAGCUGGUAUGUCUGGCCCGAGCCCUCCUGAGGAAGACUAAGAUCCUGGUUCUGGAUGAGGCCACGGCUGCCGUGGACCUGGAGACAGACAACCUGAUCCAGUCCACCAUCAGAACCCAGUUUGAUGAUUGCACUGUCCUGACCAUCGCUCACAGAUUAAAUACCAUCAUGGAUUACACCAGAGUGUUGGUACUGGAUAAAGGGGAGAUGGCAGAGUUUGAUUCUCCCUCUGCUCUCAUCUCCAAGAGAGGAAUCUUCUACAAGAUGGCCAAAGACUCUGGGCUGGUCUGAUGGAAGGAAAAGGAUCCUAAAGUAACAAUUUAGCAUCCCCUCGUUCCAAAGCAACUCCUUCGCUGUUUCACUCAGGACUAGGAGGCUGUGCUGGGAAGAGGUAGCAUAGAGAGGGAGAUCGGAGGAUGGAAAACGUGAGACAGUGUGGGUUCUAUGGAUUUGAAUCUUUUUGACUGUUAGAAGCGCGUCGUUGUAUUCCACCAAACUACCUCCCUUCUUGCAUUACACUCCAUCCAUCAAUCUCCCUACUAAAGACUGAAUAGGAUUCACUCCACCAAUCCAUCAAUCUCCCUACUAAAGACUGAAUAGGAUUCGCUCCACCAAUCCAUCAGUCUCCCCACUAAAGACUGAAUAGGAUUCACUCCACCAAUCCAUCAGUCUCCCUACUAAAGACUGAAUAGGAUUCACUCCACCAAUCCAUCAGUCUCCCUACUAAAGACUGAAUAGGAUUCACUCCACCAAUCCAUCAGUCUCCCUACUAAAGACUGAAUAGGAUUCACUCCACCAAUGCAUCCAUCUUUCCAUCAGUCCAUCCAUUUCUCAGCUUAAGAAUGUGUUAUGGGUUGAUUCGACUUAACCCGAUGCUGCCUCAACAAGACAAAUCACCGCCAACGGACACUGUUGUUUCUCCUCAAGUGGACAUGGAUAUUGCCAAGGCCUUCAUCUUUGAAGCAUUUGUCUGCUUUUGACUUGGGGAUUACUCAUCCCAUCUGCUCUUGUACCUGAAACCGACUGGGAAUACCACCUACCAUUUUAUUUCUUUUCCUGCUCUCUGGUCCUGUGGUUUCAAGAUGUACUCUGUUAAGAGACAAUGAAGGCAUACAUCUUGUUUUAUCUCUCCACUGCCAACGAAAUGUUUGGAAGGACGAUCUGUUCCCUCCAAUUGAAGCUGAAUUUUCUCAAUUAUUCAGAUGGAAUUGUAAUAGGGAACAAAGAACACAGACCUGAUUUAGUUGAAUAUUUAUUUGAUGGAGCAAUCUUUAUCCUCUCUUAGUGGUGGUAUAACUUAUGUCCAAUCACAGACACCGGUUGUUGAAAACUGUCCAUUGAAAGGAAGGUCCUGUCCCACUUUGAGUAGUGGAUGGGGUAAAAGGUGAGGUCAUGCCCCCUUGACUUUUGACGCUUAAUUUCUCGUAAACACUGCUAUGCUACUAGCCAUCUAAGAGCCUUAGAGCCCGAGCCAAAUGCGCAGUCCCAAACCAAGCCCUCACUCUGGUACAUCUGUUGGCAAAUCGAAACCUAUUCCCCUAUAUUCUGCUCUGCUUUUGACCGGAGCUUAUUGGGAAUAGGUUGCUAUUUAAGACUAGACCAAUGUCGCUUACACCCUCCCCAACCUGGUCUGACGAGACGUUUCUAGGUCAGGGGUCAGUGUCCUUGUCCCUGGUGAAAUGCAGGUAUGGCAGGAUUCUUUUUGGCCAACCAGGUGCCAAACUUGGGCCAUCUGAGCUAAUCCCUGGCCAGGCUGUAGUGGCUGGUUUGGGACUGAGCCAAAGUGUAUUCAUUUGAGUGUAGUUGUUAUUUGUUCUCAGGUGUGUGGUGCUCUUAGAGAUGAUCAGACGGGCCGGUGGAAGCCCCAAGCCCCAUUCCAACAUCCGCUGAAUACACCUUUCUUUUCCUCACUUCUGGUUUCAAGUACAAUAGUAUUUUUAGAAAUGAUCUGUCAUCCAAGACAAGGAUGGAUAGGGGACGUAUAUAGUGUUGGAACUGGGGCAAGGCUUUCCACUGAGCCACUGUCAUGUCUGUAACCAAUGACUUGGGUGACUAGCCCAGGAAGACCAAUGGCAGGUGUUAAACCAGGACUCUGUUAAUGAAUGUAUUACACAAUGUCUUAGUGGACUUAUCAUCUAGUUCCCCCCUCUGAGUCCCAAAUGGAACCCUAUUCCCUAAGUAGAUCAGUGUAGGGAGGAAAGUGGUCCACUAUUUUAGCAAUAUAGUGCCAUUUCAGACGCUCUCUGGUUAAUCGGUUACACAGUAGUUCUUGCUGACAGGUCGAUGAUUGUGGUGUAGCAUCAGUGAUUACAUGGCUACAUAUACAUUUUAUUAAUGAAAUAAUGUUUUCCAUGUGGUGCACUGCUUCACUAUGCCUGACAUGCUCUAUAUAAAAGUUGUGUACUAUAUGGGCACUAUAUAGGGAUAAAACCUUGAAUCAUUUGACUGUAGCCUGCUGCACUAAAACCACUCUCCUUUCUGGCACUUUAUUCAGCUGUUGGUAAUUAGGUUUUAUUCAUUGCCCUUUUGAUCUGUAAGGUUUCCUGUGGAACUAGAAGAUAUCAAACACCUUUUUAAACUCUGUUCACAAUUCCCGAAAUUCCCAAAUGGCACAGGGUUCUGGUUUUAGGUCUGGGUUUAGUGUGCUAUUCAGGACACAGAUUUUCUUAUGGCAGAUUGUGGUUGUACUCUUGCCUUGUUUAUGUUGGAUUCUCUUAUAAACUAUGUAUCAACCAGUCAGGACAUCUUUUUGUUUAACGGAGACACGGUACGUGCAGAACUUUUGACCAAAGCCUGGUGGACCGGCAUCCUUGAUGUGUCUGGGCCGGCCCACUCCAGAUACCACUCACUGUAACCGAGCUGAUUGGGGUGUGUCAUGAUGGGGUGUGUCAAAAUAUAAACAGCCUUUGUUGUUGGACCAGUUCAACAUGUUCCUGUUGUGUUUCAUAGCAUUGUUCUCUCUCAAUGCUAAGUUUGUAGCGUUGUUCUCACUCUUUAACAUGAACAUGGUUCAAUUUAGAGCAAGGCUGCUCAUAUCCACUAUUUGGGGGGCUGAAACACUUACAUUUUUGUUAAUUUUUACUUGGUAGUAGUUGGCACUUUGUUGGGGUCCCUGGUCUGUAUCCUUGAUUGAGAACCGGAAGCAUUUCAGCCCCAUAGGACUAGACAUCGACAGCCCUGGUUCAGCGACGUCCGUGGACGCUAACAGGCGUGCGUUCUUCUGAAAGGGAACCACUAGUUGCCCACUAGGGAGUUUGAGUUGCUUGCCUGUGGCAUACCUUGAUUUCUUCUAUGCUAGCAUUGUUAAGGUUCAUGUGAAUCGAGUAGUUUUUGCUUUUGACAUGUCUGCCGGGUGGCUGUGUCCUCAAUGGCACUCUGUUCCCAACAAAGUUCACUACUUCGGACCAGGGCUAAAUGCCCUGCGCCGGGAAUAGGGUGCCAUUUGUGACACACCGACACAAAUGUUACAAUGUCAAACCAUUCAAAAAGAAAAAGUAAGAAUAUAUAUUCAUGCUGUUACAUAUUUAUAUCAUUUGUAAGUAUGCUUAUCAUGAUUAUUUGAUAAUUGUAUAAAUGCACUAGUUUGUGUGCUUGAUUUUUCGUAAUCAAAACUGACUUGUGAAGAGGAGAGAGAAAAUAAAUAAAAGUACUUUUGUUUUGUUA
Messenger RNA from Esox lucius (northern pike), 8017 nucleotides. RefSeq names its product ATP-binding cassette, sub-family C (CFTR/MRP), member 1 (gene abcc1). The coding region runs from base 110 to 4645 and encodes 1511 amino acids. The transcript has 32 exons. Gene Ontology annotation, biological process: xenobiotic transport; glutathione transmembrane transport. Lineage: Eukaryota; Metazoa; Chordata; Actinopteri; Esociformes; Esocidae. Gene Ontology annotation, molecular function: ABC-type xenobiotic transporter activity; glutathione transmembrane transporter activity; ATP binding. Gene Ontology annotation, cellular component: basolateral plasma membrane. The record is from RefSeq and is a predicted model, not a curated record.